AUGGACGAGCUCGGUCUCAAGCGAUACUGCUGCCGCCGUAUGAUCAUGACCCACGUUGACCUUAUCGAGAAGCUUCUCAAGUACACUCCUGACGGACGAAACGAGAAGAAGCAGCAAUUGCGCCAGCACAUGUCUCAAGAACAAGAAUGA
Fusarium graminearum PH-1 is the source of this 150-nucleotide messenger RNA. RefSeq lists its product as uncharacterized. The transcript has 2 exons. Gene Ontology annotation, molecular function: zinc ion binding; DNA-directed RNA polymerase activity; DNA binding. The record is from RefSeq and is a predicted model, not a curated record. Gene Ontology annotation, biological process: tRNA transcription by RNA polymerase III; transcription by RNA polymerase I; transcription by RNA polymerase II. Gene Ontology annotation, cellular component: RNA polymerase III complex; RNA polymerase II, core complex; RNA polymerase I complex. The coding region runs from base 1 to 150 and encodes 49 amino acids. NCBI's taxonomy places the organism in Eukaryota, Fungi, Ascomycota, Sordariomycetes, Hypocreales, Nectriaceae.